UCACAUGCGCGAUCGCAAAUGAAACGUCAAUAAAAUUCAGAUGUUUCCUAACCUCCAAAUUCUAAUCAGAUAAGUCAAAAUUGUGCAAUGACCACUAGUAUCAUGUGAAAAUGAGCGUGGUGACCAAAACGGCACUCGACACUGAUGUCAGUAUCUUCAAUCAUAUCAAAUAUGAGCACUUUGUCGCUGGGAUAAGUGGUGGUGUGACUUCUACUCUUAUUUUGCACCCCCUUGAUGUUAUCAAAAUUCGGUUCGCCGUCUACGAUGGGAGGAUUCAAACUACACCCAGGUAUUCCGGGAUCUGGAACGCAUUCACGACUAUUUUUCGCCAGGAGGGUCUGCAUGGACUGUACCGUGGCGUUGUCCCGAAUGUUUGGGGGGCCGGCAGUUCGUGGGGGCUGUAUUUCUUAUUUUACACAACGAUCAAAACCAAAAUACAGAAGGGAAAUGCCAAUACGGCCUUGAGUCCCGCUCAACAUCUUCUAGCGGCUUCAGAGGCCGGCGUUAUGACUUUACUUUUAACGAAUCCCUUGUGGGUUGUGAAGACGAGACUGUGUUUACAAUAUGGGAAUUCUAGUCAACAGUACAAAGGGAUGAUUGAUGCUUUAGUUAAGAUUUAUCGCGCGGAUGGUAUUAGGGGAUAUUAUAAAGGGUUGGUUCCUGGAAUUUUCGGGGUGUCUCAUGGGGCUGUUCAAUUUAUGGUUUAUGAACAGUUGAAAAAUGAGUACACAAAAUACUACAAUCUACCUAUUUCAACAAAGCUUAAUACAGUACAGUAUCUCUCAUUUGCAGCAUUCUCUAAAUUUAUAGCAGCGGGGGUGACUUAUCCAUAUCAAGUGAUUAGGGCGAGAUUGCAAAACCAACAUUACUCAUAUAAGGGGUCUUUAGAUUGUAUAACACAGACUUGGAAAUAUGAGGGCUGGAGAGGGUUUUAUAAAGGUCUAGGGACGAAUCUAUUAAGGGUCACCCCUGCAACAAUGAUCACAUUUGUCACAUACGAAAAUGUGUCUCACUUUCUGAUGAAAUAAUUUAAAUCAAAGUUAAUUCUUCUAAAGGUUGUUAAAUUUUUUAUUGUUUUUAAUAUUAUUGAAGCAAUCCUAUCAUUUAUUGUAUAUACUGUUGCAACCAAAUAAACACUUACCAAAUG
Molecule: messenger RNA, 1147 nt
Organism: Tribolium madens (black flour beetle)
Lineage: Eukaryota; Metazoa; Arthropoda; Insecta; Coleoptera; Tenebrionidae
Product: mitochondrial folate transporter/carrier-like
Exons: 1
Coding region: 111-1028 (305 amino acids)
Biological process (GO): NAD transmembrane transport
Molecular function (GO): NAD transmembrane transporter activity
Source: RefSeq, a predicted model, not a curated record